Molecule: messenger RNA, 4084 nt
Organism: Xyrichtys novacula (pearly razorfish)
Lineage: Eukaryota; Metazoa; Chordata; Actinopteri; Labriformes; Labridae
Source: the annotation of a GenBank genome assembly
AUGGAGCCAGCCAGGAAGAGGGGCCGUUCUGAAAUGUGGCAAUACUUUGAACUCAUUGCCCAUGAUAAGGUGAGUUUGUUAUUAUAGGAGGAGUCAUUUGUUUGAUUAUGUGCGCUAACUGCGCUAAUCCUCUAUAAGAGGUUUCACAGCACAUGAACUAUGCAGCCACUGAGGCAGUAUAACACAAAUUCUCUGACAUUAAGCUUCACGUUACAAACAUUAACACCACGUUGUUUAAGAUAGAUUGGUUAAUAGUCGGAUGGAUGUUCAGCAAUCAGUAUUCAUUUUCAGGGCUCUAAAGUCUCACGCAUUCGGCGUGCGGCACACGUAUUCCCACCCGUUCACUUGCCACACAUUGUGUUUCUCACAUAUUAAUAUUACCACGGUGACGUCCACCAAGUUGCAACCUUUUAACAAUGGAACAGGUAGAAAUCAAGUCAGUUCCACUGAGAGUAAAGAGGCUGCGUGCCACCCGAAAGCUAAUCAAAUAAAGUAUAUCUACCGAACAGCCAAUCAAAAAGUAGCAUUGCUGUAUCCGGGUAGAUUUUGGAGACGGACACUCGCUGAAAUGAAGCAGGUUUCGUAAGCACAACUCAUCAUUACCUCCGCCAAGGAGCUUAUGUUUUCUGUAGCGUUGGUUUGUUUGUUUGUCUGUUAGCAACUUUACGGAUAAAGUAACCGACGGAUUGGCCUGAAAUUUUCACCAGAGGUGCGUCUCAGCCCCAGGAGGAUCCUAUUAAAUUUUGGUGGUGAUCCGAACAUUCUGGAUAUUGUGACCCAGAACAUACAAAAAAGAGGGUGUCGUCGGAAUUUCCAAUACUAAAAGAUAAGAAACGGGCGGCACGAAUGUUGAAAUAGGCAGCAGUGUGGUGUAAUGGUUAGCACUGUCACCUAUCAACUAGUAAGUUGUGUGUUCGAAUCUCGGACAGGGCAUUAGUUUUUAUCUAAUGUUUUUCUCUUCAGGUUCGGUGCUUGUUGUGUACUUCUGAGCUGAAGUAUCACAACAAUACUUCUUCUAUGAAGAGGCAUUUCACUGCCAAACAUUCCGACCAAGGAACUUCUGCAGCUGCUUCAGCUACUUCUGGUGUUACCCAGGAGAACGCAGGAGCAGGAGCAGGAGCAGGAAGAGGUAGGCUAUAUUAUUGAUGAAACAGUAACACACUACAAUAACAUAUUUUAAUAUAUAUGACUAUAUUCUAUGACAUAAUGCUUAAUCUUCCCAAAAUUUCAAAUAAAUCCUCAUUGUAUGUACUGUAAUUUAUUUAUUUCUUUGUUUCUGUCUAGUUGGCCGGCAGCAGCAGUUGGAUGAUGCUCUGGUGGAGAUGGUCGUGAAAGACUCUCAGCCGUUUUCAAUUGUGGAGGACCGUGGUUUCAAGGACUUUGUGGCACUCCUUGAUCCCACAUACAUUCUGCCAUCAAGGACAGACCUAAAGAAGAUGGUGGUGCGCCGUUAUACAGAGGAGAAGGAAAAGGCCAAGGCCGUCAUGGAGAGUGUGGAAGCUGUCAGCCUGACAAGCGAUAUGUGGACCUCCAUAAACAUGGAUGCUUAUCUGGCAGUGACGGCCCAUUAUGUGGAUGCCUCUGACAGGCUGGCCACAGUGGUUUUGGGGGUGCUGCCAUUCCCAGAAGCACACACUUCGGAUAAUAUUGCCGCUUCGACGAGGUGUCUCAUGAUGGAGUGGGGCAUUGAGAGGAAAGUUUCAAGCUUUGUGACAGAUGCAGGAGCAAAUAUGAUUGCCAGUGGCAGAAAGUUGGGCCUGAGGUCUGUGCCUUGCUAUGCGCAUGCAUUGAAUUUAGUGGUGAAGAAGUCCAUUGAGAGCACUCCUGGACUGGAAGACCUUCGAACAAGGUCACGUAAAGUGGUGACCUACUUUAAAACAAGCACUAGAGCUAAAGAGGUAUUGCAACAGGUGCAGAAAUCCGCAGGACGCCAGACCAUGAAGCUCAUUCAGGAGGUGGACACUCGCUGGAACAGCACUUACGACAUGUUCCAGCGGUUGUACGAGGAGAGGCAGACUGUGGGGUCAGCUCUUGCCGUGCUCACCACAGAAGUACGACCACUGGCCUCUGAAGACUACGAGACCAUGGCUGCCUGCAUAGCGAUGCUCAACCCAUUCAAGAAGGCAACAAAUGAACUGUCUGAGGAAAAGAGAGUUUCAGGGUCAGUGGCGAUCCCAAUGACCAAAAUGCUCUUUCAUUCUAUAAUAGAUCUUACUGGACAAACAAGCCAUGCCACUGCAAAAAUACUGGGGCAGAACCUGAUUCAACAGUUGACAUCAAGAUUUGAUGGCCAGGAGGAUUCAACAGCUUGCAACCUGGCCACACUCCUGGAUCCCAGAUUUAAAAUGAUUGGGUUCCGCAAUCAAGGUUGUGCCCAAGCAGCGAUGAGACGACUGGUGUCAGAAUGUGCAUCUGUAAUGAGAACCUCACUACAGCUGUCUACAACAAAUCAACCAGAACCAGCUCAUCCUGCAAUACCAUCAGCAGAUAAUGAAACUCCAGCAGCAUCCACAGGUUAUAUCAUAAAGAUUAUAUAUACCAACUAUAUAUACCAAGUGGGAUUAUAAAUCAUCUUAAAGUCAGUGAUACACCUUCAAUAUGUCACAGAUGGACUGGGAGGCAGGCUUGCAGGUAAAAGAAAAGUGUUUAUUUUGAUACAGACUGAUUACUGUGAUUUUUGUCUUUUUGAAGGGAGCCUUUGGGAGCUGCUGGACAGAGAUGCAAAUGAAGCCAGGAGGUCGAGGAGCACAACGGCUGAUGCGAAUGUAGAGGUCCAGCGCAAUAUGACAGAUCCACCAGUAGAAAGAACCAAAGACCCCCUGGUUUAUUGGACAGAGCAAAAGAAUGUCUACCCGCAUCUUUAUGUACUUUCCAAAAGAUUUUUAUGCACACAGGCAACAUCUGUGCCAUGUGAGCGCAUAUUUUCAAAAUGUGGAGACAUUGUCAGUAAAAAAAGAAACCGUCUAAAUCCAAAGACUGUGGAAAAAAUAAUUUUCUUGAAUAAAAAUCUUUGAAAUGGAUAUACUCUACCUGUGCCAUAGUUUUUGUUACUUUGUGUACGUAGAAAUGUUUAUACUUUAGUGUGUGAAUAUAUGAGUCGUGGUUUCUUAGCAUAACAUUGUUUCACACUUUUGUUUAUUUAAGACUUCGGGACAAAAUAAUGAAAUGACAUUCACAAUAUUUCUCAGCGUAACAUUAAACAAGGUAUGAGCCAUUUGCUUGAUUUUUUUAUUUACUCAUGAGCUGCCAUAAUAACACAAUAUACAAAAACAUCUUUGGUUGAAUAGAGAACUAGAUAUCCAGUCAUUGUUUCAUGUAUGUGUGUAUACAUACUAUUGUUUUACUGUCUAAAGACCUUCGAACAAGGUCACGUAAAGUGGUGACCUACUUUAAAACAAGCACUAGAGCUAAAGAGGUAUUGCAACAGGUGCAGAAAUCCGUAGGACGCCAGACCAUGAAGCUCAUUCAGGAGGUGGACACUCGCUGGAACAGCACUUACGACAUGUUCCAGCGGUUGUACGAGGAGAGGCAGACUGUGGGGUCAGCUCUUGCCGUGCUCACCACAGAAGUACGACCACUGGCCUCUGAAGACUACGAGACCAUGGCUGCCUGCAUAGCGAUGCUCAACCCAUUCAAGAAGGCAACAAAUGAACUGUCUGAGGAAAAGAGAGUUUCAGGGUCAGUGGCGAUCCCAAUGACCAAAAUGCUCUUUCAUUCUAUAAUAGAUCUUACUGGACAAACAAGCCAUGCCACUGCAAAAAUACUGGGGCAGAACCUGAUUCAACAGUUGACAUCAAGAUUUGAUGGCCAGGAGGAUUCAACAGCUUGCAACCUGGCCACACUCCUGGAUCCCAGAUUUAAAAUGAUUGGGUUCCGCAAUCAAGGUUGUGCCCAAGCAGCGAUGAGACGACUGGUGUCAGAAUGUGCAUCUGUAAUGAGAACCUCACUACAGCUGUCUACAACAAAUCAACCAGAACCAGCUCAUCCUGCAAUACCAUCAGCAGAUAAUGAAACUCCAGCAGCAUCCACAGGUUAUAUCAUAAAGAUUAUAUAUACCAACUAUAUAUACCAAGUGGGAUUAUAA